UACAUCCUGUCAAAUGUCAAUAUUUUAUGUAUAAGAAAGAGUAAAAAUCGUCGACAUAAUUUGUUGGUUAUAUUAUUCUCCAGGCGUAUAAUCAAUAAUAAUAUAUAAACCAGAUGCCUAAACAGAAGCUUUUUGAUGAUGAGUCCGAUGACGAGAUCGAAAUUAAAGUUGAGAAUGAAUACGCCAAGAAAUACAACGCGUGGCGCGAAAAGGAAGAAAGGCACAAGUUGGAACAAAAAUACGGUGAUAAAGUGCUUAGUUCAGAUGUGUCCGUAACAUCUGAUAGUGAAGAUGAGAGUGACGAGCCUCCAGAAAUAUCUGAAGAGACAGAAACACAGUUCCUGAAGACGCUUGCUCUAUUAAAAACUAAGGAUCCGAGGAUAUAUGAUCCAAACUUUAAGUUCUUCAAUGAUGAAGAAAAGAAACAAGAAAAAGAAACAAAGACCAAGAGUUUGACAUUUGAGGAUAGUGGUGACGAGGAUGAAGAUGAUGGUGAAAUCUUCACCAUUGAGAAGAAAGCACCAGAAAUAACCAGUACCGAUGCAGACAAAAAGAAACAGGAGAGAGCUGGUGACACAAGUAAAAUUGCAAAGGAGGGUACAUUAAAAGAUUACCUUAUUGGUAAGAAAGAGCACAUAGAGGAUGAAGUGGAAAAAGAUUUGGCGCCACUGAAGGCACUCUGGUCUGAUCCGAAGCUGAAUGAGGGAGAAGCAUUCCUCAGGGACUAUAUACUUAAUAAACGCUAUUUGGAGGAAGGUGAUGUUGGUGAAGCAGGAGACAAGGUCAGAGAUGAUGAUGAUCUUGAAGCGGACGAGCAAACUGUGGAAGAGCAAGGGAAAUUUGAGCGAGCAUACAACUUCCGUUUUGAAGAACCUGAUGAUGAAUAUUUGAAACGCUUCCCGCGUACAAUGAACUACAUUCGCCCGAAAGACGAUCGCCGUUCUCGUAAACGUGCGGAAGUGCGAGCGCGAAAGGAAGAGGAGAAAAAGCGCAAAAUGGAGGAGAUCGCGCGGUUGAAAGCCCUCAAACUGAAGGAGAUACAGGAGAAGAUUGCUAAGAUAAAGGAAGUUACUGGCAAUGAAGAUCUUGCAUUUGAGGAGGCAGACGUGGAAGGUGACUUCGAUCCAGCAGAGCAUGACAAACGGAUGCAGGCCAUAUUCAACGAGCAGUUCUAUGGAGAGGCUGAUGAGCACAAACCAGUGUUUCCAGACCUGGAUCAGGAGUUGGAGAUUGAAAAUUGGGAUAAUUACGAAGUGGAACAAGACCAAACUGGCCAGGACGGUAAUGAGGAUGGUCCGCAUUGUGAAGACGAAAAUUUCAAUAUGGAUGCUGACUACGACCCGAAACAAGCUCGUGCAAACUUACUAGAAGAGAUAAAGAGCACAUUGGGCAAGAAGCGGCGGAACAGGAAACGGAAGUCGAAGUUAGCGGAAAUUUUGGCAAUGGAGAAGCCGAAAUUCGUGCCAACGGUGGCAGACAAGACAUAUUCAGAAUACAUGGAAGAGUAUUAUAAGAUGGACUGUGAAGAUGUGAUUGGGGAUCUUCCAACCAGGUUCAAAUAUAGGGAGGUUGUGCCAAAUGACUUUGGACUGAGCGUUGAGGAGAUCCUCUUAGCCGACGAUAAAGAGCUAACACAAUGGGUGCCAUUGAAGAAAAUUGUUAAAUAUCGACCAGCUAAUGUGGAAAAGAGUGAGAUCAACACCUACGCUAGCAAAGCAGCUGAUGUUUCUCUCAAACGGAAAGUGUUGCCAAGUCUAUUCAAAGAUUUACCUGAGGACCCUGAUAUAGUAGUUCCUGUGGAAGAAGCUACCAAAAAGAAAAAGAAGAAUAAAAAGAAUAAACAAAAAGAUAAAGCAACUACUGAAACAUCUGAAACAAAUGAAAUUGAAAUCAAUGAAGAAGAUAAUGGAAAUAUAGUAAAACAGAAUGUGGAGAGUGCUCAGGCAAAUGGCGUAGUAGAAACAAAAAAUAAAAAGAAGAAAAAGAAAAACAGACAUUUAGAAGAUGGUAAUGAUAGUUUUGUAAAUGAAGAUGUUACAGAACAAGAAAAGUCAAAUAAACAUAAUGAUGGAGAGGACAAUGGUAGUGUAGAUAAUAGACAGACAGAAACUAACGAAGGUAAGAAAAAGAAGAAAAAGAAACUCAAAACAGGUGAUUUUGCUGUCGAAACAGUACACAAUGAGGCACCUAGUCAAACAAGUGAAGCGACCUUCGGAGAAGAUAGUAAUAAAAAUAAUUUGAAGAGAAAAUUGGACAAUUAUACUACAGUAGAAGAAGUAAAGAAAAAGAAGAAAAAGAAAAACAAAAUUAAUGCAGAUUCAAAGAACGAAGUACAAAACAAAAAGAGUCUAAAUUCAAAAUUCAAACAUAAAGAUAAAUUUAAAAAUAAAGAUGAAGCAUCUAAUAACCCUUUGAGUAAUUUGUCCGACGAACGACUGAAGGCGUACGGAUUAAAUCCGAAGAAAUACAGAGGUUACUUGAAGUACAAAAAAUAAAACUUCUUAUACCUACUUUUAUAAUUUCAACUGUACAUUAUGUAUAUUUAAAUUAAAUUUUAUAAUUUUACAUUUU
Molecule: messenger RNA, 2571 nt
Organism: Manduca sexta (tobacco hornworm)
Lineage: Eukaryota; Metazoa; Arthropoda; Insecta; Lepidoptera; Sphingidae
Product: protein KRI1 homolog
Exons: 11
Coding region: 114-2495 (793 amino acids)
Biological process (GO): endonucleolytic cleavage in ITS1 to separate SSU-rRNA from 5.8S rRNA and LSU-rRNA from tricistronic rRNA transcript (SSU-rRNA, 5.8S rRNA, LSU-rRNA)
Cellular component (GO): nucleolus; 90S preribosome
Source: RefSeq, a predicted model, not a curated record